Molecule: messenger RNA, 810 nt
Organism: Perkinsus marinus ATCC 50983
Lineage: Eukaryota; Perkinsozoa; Perkinsida; Perkinsidae
Exons: 1
Coding region: 1-810 (269 amino acids)
Source: RefSeq, a predicted model, not a curated record
AUGUCAUCAUUUUCCGUAGAGGCUUAUGGUGGUGACAAAGCUAAGGAAGGAAUGGCUCCGGACCGUAAUGAUCCCAAGUUUUCCUUCUGUGUGGAUGCUUUGGUAGUGGACUCUUUGGCCUAUGAUCUGAUAUUGGGGCAUGAUUUUAUGUCUCACUAUGAUUUGGAUAUUCAAUAUUCGGCCCGUCCUAUCCGAAUUGUUGGUACUUAUUCUAAGGAGGAACCUUCGGCUCUCCCUUGGUUUGUGGAACACCCAGUUCAAGCGGCUAAUUUGGAGGAUAAGGCGAAGUCGUAUUGUAAAUCGCAACCGCCGUCAUGUGUGGUAACUUUGACGGACAAUGAUUCUUAUGAUCUGUCUUGUCCCGAAUAUUUGUUGGCUGGUGCUGGUACGAAGGUUAAUGUUGUCCCCUUGACUGACGAUGAACUGCGGGAGAAAGGAUGGCCUGUGCCCGGAUCUCAUCCAGUCCCAACUCCAUCUUCGUCGUCAAUUCCUCCAAGGUCUGAGCUGUUGGCGGCUGGAGUGUGGCCGCCUCCUGGUUAUGAGGAUACCGAUGAGCUUCAAGACGAUCCACUAUCGGAUCCGUUGAGGUUUGCGGUUCCUGAUUUCCGUGAUACUUCGGUACAGCUUCCUGAUUUUUGUGGCUCACCAUCGAAGGAGCAACGGCCCGUCGCUGAGUUAUGUGAAGAGUUUUCGGAUUUGUUUGCUGUUCGGCCCGGGUUUCUAAGGCUCCUCUGUGUGAACGAGUUCGGCCCUUACCCCAUCGAUGGAGAGAAGAGGUGUCGGCUAUGCUUCAGGAAAUGGAGUCUUUAG